UUGGUAAUUUGAUUCUGGUUCAGACAUUGUCGGUACAGUCUUAAGCAGUUCAUUUUUCCUUCUGCUCUGCUUCCAGUGAGACAGAAAUAUUCACAUCCACUAAUUCUCUAGAGAUGUCUAGUUUAGGAACAAAGUGGUCUGAGGAGGAUUUUGAGCCAAUGGAAUGUAUCAGGAGUUCUGCCUCACAAGCCAAAGGGGCUGCUGUGGAACUAGGUGAUGCUGACAAUGCAGGCUUGAGGGAGAGUAACAAAGAUAAAGCACAUCAACUGCAAUUGCAGGAAGCUGAGAGCAAUGAGCAGCUAAAGAACUUACCUGUUUCCUUGACAACAGCAUCUACAGGGGAACAGCUUUCACUUUUAGAGAACUCACAACUAAAAGACGUUCCCUAUUGUGGCAUCACAAAGGAUCCAGACAUCAGUACAGCUUUAGAAGAUAAUAAAGACCUAGGAAACAUUACUGCCAGUCAAGCAAGUAAAGUCUCAGGAGAAGGGGCCAUCUACACAUCUUUAAUUCCGGAUUACCAUUCCAUAUCUCAGGAGGAUUCCGUAUAUGGUACAGAAAAUCUUCAUAAAGAAUGCAGUACUGUUAGUGGUUCAUCAAGCACAGAAGAACUGAAUACAACCCCAGGAUUAGUUCACAGCUUGUCUAGCCUGGAGUCUCAUGUCAUGUUUAGUUCUGACUCUGGAAUAGAGAUGACUCCAGGGGAAUCUUUCGAUGUACACAAAACUCUGACUGAGGAAGUGAAGACUGAUGCCUACAGGUAUAUGGAUAUCAGUCCAUCUGAAGAAGCAACAUCUCAAGGUGAAUCAGAAAUGAAAUGGAAAAGUAAAGAUGAUUUUCUCAAAAGUAUGAAUUCAGAUGCAUCUACUAAUGUACAACAGAUCCACAAAACUGACAAGAAGAGUUCAGAAGACCUAGUAAUGAGUAAAGAGAUAAAUUCUGAGUUAGCCCACAGGCAAGAACCCCAAAAAGAUAUAAAAUGGGAGCAGCACCCUGUUUUAGAAAUUGCAUACAAUUCCCCAGCAGUCACAAUCACAUGCACAGAAAUGGAAACAGUAAUCGAACCAGAUGUCCAGAUAACGUCUUCAUAUGGCAGAGAAACAGGCCUGAGACCAGGCCCCGAUGUCGUUCCAACAGUAACUGUGUCAGAGCCAGAAGAUGACAGUCCAGAAUCUCUGACACCACCAUUUUCUGGCACAGAAGAAUCAGACUCACAAACUGAAAGUGUGCAUCACAUUUCAGAAGAUGAAUUAAUGAGUGCCUUCAAAUCAAAGGAAUCGAGGCAGCCCUGCCCUUCUGAUAUAGCUGGAGAACACAACAAACCAAGCCAUUCUGAAGAGAAGCCAGAUGAGGCUAUAAAAAAUGAAAAAGAAAGAUCAAACGCUUCAUCCCAUUUAGAUUAUGAGGCAAGCAGUGGGGAAUCUGGUGAUUCAGAAAUUGAACUGGUUUCUGAAGAUCCAUUGGCUGCUGAUGGUGCAAUGCAUUCUAGCUACAUGUCUUUCAGCCAUGCUGGAGGGCCUCCACCAUCCCCUGCUUCUCCUUCUAUCCAGUAUAGCAUCCUGAGGGAGGAGCGUGAGGCUGAACUUGAUAGUGACCUCAUCAUUGAGUCUUGUGAUGCAUCAUCUGCAUCUGAAGAAAGCCCAAAGAGGGACCAGGACUCACCUGGUGUAAAACCUGUCACCAUGGACAUAAUACAAGAAGAAGCUGAUGCUUCCCCAGUAUACAAGGAAACAGCACAACAUUACCGAAGUGGUCCAGCUGAGAGUCUAAUAUCCAUGACAAAAGCAGAUAAUCAAGAGCCUGUUACAUGUGUGAAGACCUCAACCAAAUUUGUCACACCACUAGUGAGAGUAGAAGAACCAUCUCCUGAGGAUUACUCUGAAGAAUCCUGCAAAUCAGAGAACAGGUCCUUUGAAGAAAUUGCACCAAACCAAAGACAGGCAGUGGUGAAAGAUGUUGGCAAUUACAAAUCCAUGAUGGCUUUCCCAUCACUCCUAAAUAAAGACAAAGCUAUCGACCUGCUGUACUGGCGUGACAUCAAACAGACAGGAAUCUGCUUUGGAAGUUUACUUCUGCUUCUCUUCUCUCUGACCCAGUUCAGCGUUGUUAGUGUUGUUGCAUACCUGGCACUUGCUGCACUCUCAGCAACCAUUAGUUUCAGAAUCUACAAGUCAGUGCUACAAGCCGUGCAGAAAACAGAUGAUGGACACCCUUUCAAAUCCUAUCUUGAUAUGGAAAUUGCACUGUCCUCAGAACAGAUUCAGAAAUACACAGACUGCUUGCAUGCAUAUGUCAACAACACAGUGAAGGAGCUGAGAAGACUUUUUCUUGUACAAGAUCUGGUAGACUCUUUGAAGUUUGCAGUACUAAUGUGGCUGCUGACAUAUGUGGGACAUCUCUUCAAUGGACUAACGCUGCUGAUAAUGGCUGUGAUCUCAAUGUUUACACUGCCUGUCUUAUAUGAUAAAUAUCAGGCACAAAUUGACCAGUAUUUGGGACUGGUGAGAACUCACAUAAAUUCUGUGAUAGCAAAAAUUCAGGCAAAAAUUCCUGGUGCCAAAAGGAAGGCUGAAUAAAGAAGCUAUGGAGAGAUGAAGAACACAAGGCAAGCAAAAGGGAAUCUGCAUCAGCAAAAGCGCAGGGUCGCUAAACUUAACUGGAGACUUGUUAUUAUUUGUCAGCAUCAUGGUCUUAGAAACACACAGCAAUCAGGCAGCACCUUCAAAUGCUGCUUCCACAAACUUAGAAACGUGCGAUAAAUUGUGUCAAGCACUGAGAUAAUAGUAGGGAAAUGAGGUUUAAUUGUAUUUUCUGUGUUUUGUGUUGCUUACAAAGUGCAUGAUAUUGAGAGUCUGAGUAACUAUAUAUACACACACAUAUUUAUAUAACUUUGUAAAUGUUUUCUGCAACUGUUUGGCAGUGCUUAAACUUGCAAUGUUAUAAAUGUGGCUAGGGCUUUCCAGCUUCAUGCACUAAUGCUAUAGUCCAAGUCGCUUUUGUCACGGGGCACUGGUCAAGUAUAAACAUAAAGAAAUGUACUUUAGACUGAUGUUUUGGUGUUUUACAGCACAACAUUUUAAGAUUAUCUAUGGUAACUACAGCAUUUGUUUUUGUAUUAUGAAGAACUGGUAGAUUAUUACAAAUGUAAAGAAAAUGAACACACACCUCAUUUAAUCUAUUAUACUUUGUAUUCAUUCUCUGUAGAUCUUAAUUGGAUUAGUUAUGGACUCUGGAUAUUUGCACUUACAAUGUACUUGUUUCUGAAUGCAAAAAUAAAUGUUCCUAUAUAUAUAAAAGAA
This is a messenger RNA of Protopterus annectens (West African lungfish), 3299 nucleotides long. It is a transcript of the gene RTN1, whose product is annotated as reticulon 1. The record is from RefSeq and is a predicted model, not a curated record. NCBI's taxonomy places the organism in Eukaryota, Metazoa, Chordata, Ceratodontiformes, Protopteridae. Gene Ontology annotation, cellular component: neuron projection; postsynaptic density. The coding region runs from base 114 to 2576 and encodes 820 amino acids. The transcript has 11 exons. Gene Ontology annotation, biological process: brain development; endoplasmic reticulum tubular network formation; neuron differentiation.